AUGGCCAUGAAGCCGUUUUUACGAAGACAGAGUACUCUUGUUCAAGACGCGCGUCAACAAAUUGCUAAAGCCAGGGCGAAAGUGGAAGCCAAGAACCUGUACUUUUACUUGAAGCAGAACAGCGAUGAUGUUUCUACGACUCAGGAACUGUCGAUCAUCUUUCAAAUUUUGGUUGCUAAUCGAGUCGGAGUCCAGCGAUUCCGUCAAGUGGUUCCGAGAAAUCCCGGGCGGGCUUCUCUCGCGAGAAAGUUGUCGAAGGCUUCGAUUGGAUCGGAUGACUUGGAAGAUGUUUUCUUGCAAAUUGAUGAACCAAAAAAAAUUUUGUCAUCAUCUGCGACAAUCGUCGUCAUCGAAAUCAAAGCACCUGAAUUUGUGCUCGAGGGAAUCUAUCGAGCAGUAGAAGAGCAAGGAGUUAUCCGAGCGGAUGGAGCGUUCAACCGCAAGCCAGUUUCUGGGAGUUUUCCGCGAUCAAGAGCAGAUCUUUGCUGCGUCAAGGAGUUUAUCGAUCUUGCGCCAGAUCAUCCAGGAUCAAAAGACGCGGAAUAUGUAACCCGGCGAAGAAUGAUUAACGACUUGGUUCGCCAGAACUCCCACUCACUGCCAACUGUAUCUUACACCGACGAAGAAGAACUUUGCUGGAGAACGAUUUACAGCCGACUUCAAAAACUAUGGCCGACAUACGCCUGCUCGAGAUUUCAAGAAGGAUUGAAAAUUCUGGAAGAAAGCGGCGUCGUGAAGCAAAAUCAAAUUCCGAACUUGCAGCAAGUUUCGGAUUUUCUUGAAGAAACAACCGGAUUUAUUCUGAAACCAGCUUCUGGUCUUUGCUCGGCGAGGGAUUUUCUCAAUUGUUUGGCGAUGAAAGCCUUCCCGUGUACUUUAUACAUGCGUCACCACAGCGAGCCGGGCUACUCUCCAGAGCCAGACCUGGUCCACGAAAUACUUGGACACCUGUUAGAUGAUGUGGCGGAAUUCACCCAGAAAAUCGGCCUCGCGAGUUUGGUCGCCUCGGACGAGGAAAUUGAAGAACUGGCGAGGCUGUAUUGGUAUUCGGUGGAAUUUGGACUGACGCUGGAAAAUGGAGAUUUGAAGGUUUUUGGAGCGGGACUGCUUUCGUCGCCGGAUGAGAUGGAAUAUGCGGUGACUGAUGAACCCAACCAUCCUUUGAGCGUGGACACGGCCAUGGACUUGCUACGAGUGUAUUGUCAAGCGCUCAAAAACCCGGUGGUCUUUUCGUACAAUGAAGAUUUGGGUAAUCAUCAGAAAAUCGAAGCCGCGGGAUUGUUUGUUCUUUAG
Messenger RNA from Oikopleura dioica, 1293 nucleotides. The record is from the annotation of a GenBank genome assembly. NCBI's taxonomy places the organism in Eukaryota, Metazoa, Chordata, Appendicularia, Copelata, Oikopleuridae.